GCCACGGAGCCAAAUAGUUGUAAAUGCUAAGUGAAGGAGUGGCCAAUCGCCCCCUAUUUUAGGUCAAACACCCACCCUCGUACUGCAUCUCUCCGGCCGGCAGUCUGGAAGGAGACGCCUCGCCACCUUCGUGACAGGGCGACUCCAGGCCUCGCCACUGCUUUUUCCCCGAUACACACCCAGAGACGCGUUCAUGUGACGAACACAAGCCGACUCCGCCCCCCUCCCCGAAGACAGCGUUGCCCAUUAUUGCUGCUUUAUCGAGUCCGGCCAUAGUCGGAUCUGACGAGACCGGGGCGCGAACCCCCGGUCCCCAGUGGGCAACCGCAUCGCAUUGACAUUUAAGUUGAACGUUUGUGAACAGGGACAGAUGAAGAAAAGAUAUGACCCACGCGACUCCAGCCUAAGGUUUGUCGACGGACAGGACGACCUGGAUCCACUAGCCUCAGAAGAUGAGGACGGCUCCCUCAAAGCGAAGAUGUCCUGCGGUCACACCGUCACCCCUGAUUCUCUCACCCGGUGGUGUCGCAGCUUACUAGACCAGGGUCAGUAUGAGCUGAGAUGCCCUGCCUUGACUAAGGGCGUUGCACAGUGUAAGGCCGUCUGGUCCUACCCAGAGGUGCGUAGACUCGCCGCUCUGACUGUGGGGGAGAUGCAGUAUUUUGAGGAGAGAAUUUCUCGUUUGGCGGCUGCCAACUACUGUGAUGCUCAGCAAUGCCCAGGAUGCAAAACUGCCAUUGAGAGGAAGAAUCCCUCUAACCUGUGUGUCAAAUGCAUCAUAUGCACUGCUGACAGGAAGCAGGCCUGCUAUUUCUGUUGGCAGUGUCUGAAGCCGUGGAAAGGCACAGGCCCGCGCUCCGACCGCUGCGACAACAACGGCUGCAUCAACAAGGACCUGGAGCUUCUGCAGAUCUGCAGGAGCAUCGAUCUGCCGGACGUGACGGGGGUCACCAGCUGCCCCUCCGUCCGGCUCUGCCCCACAUGCGGUAUUAGGGUGGAGCAUAACAGAAGACACUGCAAGAAUAUUGUCUGUCCUCGCUGCCAGGUGGAGUUCUGUUUCGUCUGCCUGAAAACCAAACGUGAAUGUUCGAAGACCAGCACGCCCUACCGAAUGUGCCACAGCGGAGUGGCUCCGAGACAGACGGCUGUACCCGUAUGGCGGAGAAACAAACGGGGAACGUCACACGCGGGAGGAUCACGCUAUCCCCCCCCCCGUUCCUCCCCGAACGACCAGCAGAGGCGCUGGUGCAGCAACCAGGACCCAUACCCACAUCCGGCUUCCCGCCCGCACACACGGCCAAUUGUGUCUGUACAGACACCCGACCAAACCGGAGGUAACACGGGGAUUCGAACCAGCGAUUCCCGUGUCGGUGGGCAACGGAAUAGACCGCCACACUACCCGAACACUCGCUGCUUACUUUUCAUCUUUGACCAUGUAGGACCCAUACCAUGUUUAACUUUAUCUUGCAUUGCUUAGAUAGGUGCUUAAAGUCCAUGUGUAACAGAACAAAGGUAGUGUCUUCUCCAGGAGAACAAAUAAGGGCCUAUUGUUAACUGGUGGUUGAUAGAGGAAUAUAUGGGAGACUCACUGAGACUAGCAAGUCUGUACACAGUCAAGUCAAUUUUAUUUUUUAUUGCCCAAUAUCACAAAUUACAAAUUUGCCUCAAGUGGCUUUACAGCAACAGUUGCUUUUGGGCACUACAACAGCAGAAGAUGGAGAACAGAUUAGAUGCAGCCGACACUGGACUGUGUACUGUACUGAUCGGCGCGGAUUCAAGCAUCUAGGCUUGAAUGCGUCUGUUUGUGAACAUAUAUUAAAGUGUGACAAUAAGAGAUUUUUGUCUCGCUCCUCAUGUAACGUCAGAGUGGAAUUAAAUAAUUGCCACGGCAAUUUGGGGGCUCGCCCGGCUCACAUUUCUUUACCCACUCUCUGCACGGAUCAAAUCUGUCCAGCCAGUCUGGUUGAAGGGAUUGAAAAAAAAAUCGAUUAAGACCCAGGAAGUCUACCCCCCCUGAGGACAGCUCAAUUAAUCACUGCCCUCAGCUUUCACAGAAGGGACCUGGAUCUCCUCCCCGUCUCAGCCGCUCAUCAGCGACCUGCAGGCCAGCAUCGCACACUCCCCGCUGCGCCCCUGGUGUACCGGAGACUUUCAGACAACUCAGAAAUAAAUGCAGAUCCUCCCCAAGAAAAG
Lampris incognitus (smalleye Pacific opah) is the source of this 2193-nucleotide messenger RNA. RefSeq lists its product as uncharacterized. Lineage: Eukaryota; Metazoa; Chordata; Actinopteri; Lampriformes; Lampridae. The transcript has 6 exons. The record is from RefSeq and is a predicted model, not a curated record. Bases 371 to 1477 code for a protein of 368 amino acids.